CGUUUUUAGGAUUAUUAAGUCUUUUUAACUCAUCUACAGUUCAGUAUUGUUUGCAUUGACUUUUGUGUCGGACGUCGCACUCCUGCCUCUUCCUGUGACGGCACUCUGACCAAUCAAUGGCUGGCUGUCUGACAACGCCACACAGUUCAGCUCAUUUGGAACCUUGCCAUGUCCUGUACAAUGAUAAUUUUAACUCAUUAUCAUACCGAAGGAUGUUUGGUCUACAACAGGUACAUAAAAUACCACACUCGUCCAGACACAGUAAAGCCUAAAAAGCAGAGUAAAUAGUAAAAUGUGUUAUCUUAUACUAUUGUCAGACCUGUUGUAAAUGGCUGCAGGCUGAAUUGAGUGGUCUACAGUCCUCACCUUCAAACAGAAAAUACAGCUGACCUCUGGGUUUGGCUUGUCCAAGCCUGGAGCCUCCUUUGACUGGAGCCUAAUCAAAUGUGUUGUUUUAUUAUUGCAUAUUAGAGGAAGUGAAAUGUAAAUGUGCAACUAAUCUGACAUAAAUGUACAGUAUAUUAAGAACCAAAAACUUUGGUGUUGGCUGCUCCUCUCUCCAUUUACUUUGCACACAGCUCUUUCCCGGUGCUGCAAGACUGACUCAAAACUUCCUAUGCUGCAAAUAAACCUAAAACAAAAAUGUAAAUAGUCUAAAAGAGAACAGGUAGACAAUACAAAAAUGUGUGUCAAUGUUGGCUGAGAGUUGUAGAAAUGGAGAAAUAACCUUGGGUCAUUUGUUGUGUUUGAAACGAGUGUCUGUCCAUGUUCUUCAUCAUAUGAGAGCAAAAGAGGUGACUCCAAAAGGUCAUUAUUUUAUUAACCUGAGGCUGAAAUUCAGCUCUCGUGUCUGCCCUGCAGCUUUAAAGAUCAGAAGCAGUAAAAUCUGUUACUGGAAGACUGGAGUCAUAAUGUUUUGCCAUUGUAACUGGCAGGUAAUUACUUACUGCCUAAUGACGAGUUAGAUAAUUGUCUAAGUGUUUUGUCUUUGUUCUCUGUUGUUUUCAUCUUGUAUUGUGCAACGCAAUGAACAAGUCAAAUUAUGUUUAGUCCAUGAAGCAACGUGAACUGAGGUCAUUGAAAAUACAGCAAGCACAUUUUCUCUGCAAGUAUAAUUUUCCAAAAAUAACUACGGCAAGAAAAGAAGUAAUGUAGAAAAUGCUUUUCUGUCAGAUAUUUUUGGAAUAGCAUGCAUUGUGUGUGUGUGUGUUCAUGAAUCAUAGAUAUGACACACUGACAUUCAAAGAAUGUGUUUGCUGUCCCAUAUAUUCUAUGUGGAAAGUGCAUGCUGCUCUCAUUUCCUAUAGGAUUUAUGUGAGUUUGUCUUUGUCUCUUUCAUUUAUAAACAAGAAUCCAACCUGUCUCCCUGUCCCCUGACUUUCAGUGUCUCCAUUCCCUCAAUUCAAUACAAAUAUAGUGUCAAUACAAGUGAAUUUUCUUGUCAGGGUUGUGUCAUGCUUUUGUUGUUAAAAUCAAUGGUUGUUAUCCAUGUUGCAGAAAAUCACCCUGCAAUAUCUGCUCAUCUUUGUAAAGAAAUCCAUAAUGCAUUCAUAUAUUGUUCUAAUUCCAAUUUUUCACAUUUCCUAAAUUAGAUCAUGAAGUAUGCUGAAAGCCCCGAAACGAUACAACAACACUUAAACUUGAGUGCUUUUAUUGAGUCCCAUUAAAAACCCGUUAAAUGUGGCAUAUUGCCACGAUGCCAUCACUUCUUCCUGUGUCAUCCUGUCUCAGCGGUCUCUCUUUUUGCUCCUCAAAUGAUUUUACAUGACUUCAGUGAUGUAUUUUUUGGCACCGUCACUGUUGCACACACAUACGCAGUGCAGGGUUACAGUCUUAUUUUUAGUUUUGUCUGUCCUUCACUCUUUCUCUCUGUUGCUUGACGUUGUCUUCUGUCGUUCUGUUUGUUGUUGUUGUCCUGUUGCUCCACGUUUGCUUCAAAGCUUGUUUUUCUUUGUUCUCUGCCUUUAUUAACACCAACACACCUACUUUUCCUUGCCUCCUUUUAUUCCCUGUCAUUAUCUGGAGAUUUUACCCUUCUUUCCCAUUUGUUUUUUAUUUUCUGUCCUCUCUCCUGCUUUGCACUCUUUCUCUCUUUUCUUAUGAUUUAGUUUCCUUCUCAACUGCAUCUUCUCAUUCUUUCUUUUCCCCAUUUCUGUUUAUUUUAUUUUCCUCUUUUCCUUUCCUUUCAUAGUUGAGCAGUUCCAGGCAGCAAGUGUUUCAAGGGGCAGUUGUUUCCAUAAUUUCCCUCCAUUGAUAUAAAUACAUAUUACAGAACUAUUACAACACAUUAGAUCCACUUAGCUGCAUUUUGGACCUGUAAUCAUAUGUCUCCCAGGAAAUAAUUAAAACUGAUUCAAAUAGUUUAUCCAUUUCAAUAUCCAAAAACUAAAAUACCUGCCAAGAUUUCAGGUUCUUACUGGCGUCAAUCUUGAUUUAUUGCAUGAUUACGACUUUAAGGAUGGAUAUUUUAAGUGGUGACAUCUAUUUUCUUUAUUUAGAAGCAAUUAUGUUAUUGAUUGGAGCUUAAUCUCCAAAUCAUUUGGUGGUAAACAGCCUUUGUUGAGGGUCUGGCAUCAGUCAGAGUGCUGACAAGUGCAGCAUGUAUUGUUCAUCUCAAUCCCCCCUCACUCGUUCGCUCUCUCUUAUAUCUCUCAAUUCAAUUACUCAAUACUUAAUUGGCAUUAAAGUUUCAAAAUAGACAGAAAAUAAUGAUACAGCACUUUGUGUUUGUGUACGUGUGUUGUAUGGGUAUCUUUGUGUGUAUGUGUGUGCGUGCGUGCUCCUGUUUGCUAAUGGAUCUUGUCUGAAUCAUUAAUGAGCUCAUUGAUUUGAUGAAUAUCUGAUCCCCCUCCUAAAGCUGGUCACUCAGCUUCAGGCUGGAGGACAAAACAUGAUCAGAUUAAAUGUUAAUGAUCACAUGCUGCGAACUACAAAGAAAAAAAUUGAAUUGAAUUUAAAUUUAACAUUAAACAUUACAUUUAUGAUGAAUAGCUGUGGAUUAUUUACAAUAUCAAUCUAUAUGUGGAUAUACUGUAUGUUGAAGUUAAACUCCAAAGCCAUUGGGGGUUGGGCAUUGACUGUAAAACUAAUUAUGACAAUUUACUGUAUACAUUUACAAUAAAUCCUAGAUUGCGGUCUCAACGCAGGAACAAAACCGAACAUGAAUUGCAGUCGUUGAUAUGUUGUGUGUGGAGUUUAUCUUAACUUUACCUUUACCUUUGCCUCCACCUAUUGGUUGUUUUGUGUAAGUACAAACACGUACUUCUUUUUAAACCCAUGUGUACAGUGAAAGGCAUGUUCCUCCUGAUUAACAUGUUUAAAUGGGAUAUUUCACAUGCUCAUCCCUCAGCUAAUGAUAUCAAAUCCUUAUUUUAACUUAAACAAAUGUAUCUCAUAUGUUUAGAUCAGCUUCCCCUGUGAUGUUAAAAAUAAAAAAACCAUCAACUGAAAAUAUGAUGUAAAACAAAAUGACCUCAACUACGUCAUUUACAUAAAUGUAAUUUGAGCAAAAGACAAUAACUGUGUGCACAGCUACAUUCAUGAACUUUAUCACUGACCCUGGAGACCAGCAGUUUUUAUUGUGGAGCCUAUAGAGCACCUUCACAUGACUUUACAUUUAGUUUUUUAAGUUUUAUUAUCAUGGGUACAAAUAAAGUGACUUGACUUGACUUGCAAUGUUUUUUUUUUUCUCCACUGCAGAGAAAGAUCUGAGGGAAGGGUGGAGACUGAAACCUAUCCUGCAGCCGUCUGGGGGCUGAAGUCAGAGUCCAGCUGCACCUCUGUCCCUCUGCUCCCUCUCAGUGCAGAGCUGCUGAAUCGACCCCAGCUCUACAAUGGAGAGAGCGGAACUGUUGGCCGUGUGUCUGCUGUGCUGGAGCUGCAGUGUGUGUGUGGUUACAGCCAUCCAGAGGGCUGACAUGUUUCCUUAUGGCACUAUAAGUGGAGAUUUAAUACUGGCUGAGGGCGACGAUGAAACCUCCAGAGUGCUGACCCUGCCCAAAGCCUUGUACUUCUACAACUCCCCCUUCACCCAGCUAUAUGUGGCCACCAAUGGAAUCAUAUCAGCCCAGGACCUGCCGAUGGAAAAGCAAUAUGUGGACGAUGGCUUCCCCACAGAUUUCCCUGUGGUGGCUCCGUUCCUUGCUGACAUUGACACCAGUGGUGGACAAGGACAAAUUUACUACCGCGUUACAGAAACUCCCAGUGUGCUCAACAGAGUGGCCCAGGAAGUGCACAGAGGAUUCCCCGGUGCAAAAUUCACACCCACACAUGCUGUGGUGGCAACAUGGGAGAACGUGGCGGCACAUGAAGAGCAAAGUCGAACUGUUAGGCCGUCAAACAAGAUCAACACUUUCCAGGCAGUUAUCGGUUAUGAUGAGAUCGACUCAUACGUCAUCUUUCUCUACCCUGAAGGUGGUUUGAACUUCUUUGGAACACGACCCAAGGAGUCAUAUAAUGUUGAGAUAGAGUUUCCUGCAAGAGUUGGCUUCAGCAGAGGUGAAAUUCCAUACCUAAUCUUUUCUCGAACUGAGGGACCUUACUACAGUGUUAUUGGUGAAGAUCAGAGUAUUCAAAACCUUUACCAGGUUGGUAAUACAGGAAUACCAGGUAUCUGGCUUUUCCAUACUGGGAACCAUUAUUCUUUCGACAACAUUGUCCCUGCAUCCAUCAGUGGCCUCCUUGCUACUUCUCCAACUGGAGGCCUCCCAUUGGACACAACCACACCUGAAUACGCUGAGUUUGAGGAAUACCCAUACAAUACCUUUGAACCUGAUAACCAAGAGGAAGAGGAAGAGGAGGAGGAAGAGGAGGAUGAUUACCCUUUGACAGGUGGGGACCCUGAAUUCCAGACAGCACCUGAUGGUGGUGACCAAUCAGAGUCUCUUCAACCAUCAAGCCCUGGUGCUCCUUCAGAGGACCCUGGACAUCACGUGCCACAUGGCAGUGAAGACGUACCAUUGACUUCAGAACCCAGGUACGGUUCAGAACCAGCAGAGCGGCAGUAUGUUCCCCCAAAUCCCCCAGAGGCACCAGCAGAGGGAGGUUAUCGGCAUCAUCAGGAGCAGCAGCCACAGGAUCCUCUGGAGGUGGUGGAUGUGUACCCACCUCAAAGAAAUGAACCACGUCUUUCCCCCGGAGGUCAUGUGGUCAGCGUGGAUGAGGAGGAUGUUGAUUUUGACACAGGAGUGAUUCAGUACACUACAGAGAAUAAAGAAACAUGUGCCAGAUUCCAGCAACAGUGCUCCCAGAAUGCAUUUUGCACUGAUUAUGCAACAGGCUACUGCUGCCACUGCCAGUCUGGCUUCUAUGGAAAUGGACGCCACUGUCUUCCUGAGGGUGCCCCUCAGCGUGUCAGUGGUAAGGUGAGUGGAACUGUCACAGUGGGAUCCACUCCAGUAACCCUGAACAACAUUGACCUCCAUGCCUACAUCGUGGUGGGUGACGGAAGAGCGUACACUGCCAUCAGUGAGGUACCUGAACCAGUGGGCUGGGCUCUGAUGCCAGUUGCACCAAUUGGAGAGUUGUUUGGAUGGUUGUUUGCUCUAGAGCUGCCCAACAGCCAAGCAGGGUUCAAAACCACAGGUGCUGAGUUCACUCGCCAUGCUGAGGUCAUCUUUUACCCUGGCAACCAGCACCUGUCAAUCAUUCAGACUGGCCGUGGCCUUGACGACCACAACCACCUCACUGUGGACACUGUUGUCAGCGGCAGCGUGCCCUUCAUACCUCCUGGAGCUGAAGUUACCAUUGAUCCCUUCAAGGAGAUCUACCAGUACUACCCAUCUGUUGCCACAUCCACUUCUGUGAGGGAGUUUUCAGUAGUUUCGGCAGAACGAGGAUCGGAGUCCUUCUCCUUCCAGCUCAAACAAAAUGUCACCUUCCGUGACUGUCGUCAUGACAACCGCGCCACUGCCCUGGAGACGCUACAGAUCACUAUGGAGAGGGUGUUUGUCAUGUAUGUCAAGGAGGAGCGGAUCCUGAGAUACGCCAUCACCAACAAGAUCAGCCCAGUUGGAGUUGAGCCAACUGGGCCAGAGUUGGUUAACCCCUGCUACGCUGGGAACCACGACUGUGACACCACAGCCAUGUGUAUCCCACUUGACGGCCAGGCCUUCCAGUGCCAGUGUGCUACUGGUUACAGAGGGGAUGGACGCAACUGUUAUGAUGUCGAUGAGUGUGCUGAGGGUUCGAGUCCAUGUAGUGCUCAUGCUCAGUGUGUGAACCUGCCCGGCAGCCACCGCUGUCAGUGCCAGAGUGGCUAUGAGUUUGGCUUCGAUGGGCGUACAUGUGUUGAUAUCGAUGAGUGUAGCUCGUCUCCAUGUCAUGCCAAUGCCAGAUGUAUCAAUGGACUAGGAUCUUUUGAGUGUCGUUGUGAGCUGGACUUUUAUGGUGAUGGUUUCUUCUGUACCACGCAAGAUGGUCAGACAGUUCGUCCAAAAAGCCAGUGUGAGCAGCACAGAGAUAGUCUGCAGAGUGGAGUCGAUCUAAAUGGACAGCCAAGUGUUGGAGCCUUCGUCCCCCAGUGCGACUCUGAUGGGCGGUACCGACCACUGCAGUGCCAUGGUUCCACUGGACAUUGUUGGUGUGUGGACAGUUGGGGACAGGAGAGACCAGGAACCAGGACUCCACCUGGUACAGCACAUGGAGACUGUGACAGACCAGAUGAACCAGUGCGUCCUAAAACCUACUGUGAGCAGCACAGAGACAGUGUCCAGACCACCAGUCCAGAGGGAUAUCCUAUUUUGGGAGUAUUUGUACCUGAGUGUGAUGCUAAUGGACAAUACAAGCCAUCACAGUGCCACAGCUCCACUGGGCAUUGUUGGUGCGUGGACAGUAGUGGACAGGAGAGAGCAGGAACCAGGACUCCACCUGGAACACAAUCUGUCGACUGUGACAAACCAGAUGAACCAGCACGUCCUAAAACUCACUGUGAACACCACAGAGACAGUGUACAGACCACCAGUCCAGAGGGAUAUCCUAUAUUAGGAGCUUAUGUACCCCAGUGUGAUGCUAAUGGACAGUACAUACUGCUGCAGUGUCAUGGUUCAACUGGAUAUUGUUGGUGUGUAGACAGUAGAGGAGAGGAGAAAGCAGGAACCAGGACACCGCCUGAUGGACUGACUCCAGACUGUGACAAACCAGAUGAACCAGUGCGUCCUAAAACUCACUGUGAGCACCACAGAGACAGUGUACAGACCACCAGUCCAGAGGGAUAUCCUGUAGUCGGAGCCUACAUCCCCCAGUGUGAUGCGAAUGGAGAAUACACAUCACUGCAGUGUCAUGGCGCUACUGGACAUUGUUGGUGCGUGGACAGUAGGGGACAGGAGAGAGCAGGAACCAGGACACAACCUGGUGCACAACCUAAAGACUGUGAUGAACCAGAUGAGCCAGUGCGUCCUAAAACUCGCUGUGAGCACCACAGAGACAGUGUGCAGACCACCAGUCCAGAGGGAUAUCCUAUCGCUGGAGCCUAUGUUCCCCAGUGUGAUGCAAAUGGACAGUACAUAAGACUGCAGUGUCAUGGUUCUACUGGACAUUGUUGGUGCGUGGACAGUAGUGGACAGGAGAGGGCAGGGACCAGGACUUCACCUGGUGCACCAUCUGUAGACUGUGAUAAACCAGACGAACCAGUGCGUCCUAAAACACACUGUGAGCACCACAGAGACAGUGUACAGACCACCAGUCCAGAGGGAUAUCCUAUAUUAGGAGCCUAUGUCCCCCAGUGUGAUGCUAAUGGACACUACAAACCUCAACAGUGUCAUGGUUCUACUGGACAUUGUUGGUGCGUGGACAGUAGUGGACAGGAGAGGGCAGGGACCAGGACUUCACCUGGUACACCAUCUGUAGACUGUGAUAAACCAGAAGAACCAGUGCGUCCUAAAACACACUGUGAGCACCACAGAGACAGUGUACAGACCACCAGUCCAGAGGGAUAUCCUAUAUUAGGAGCCUAUGUCCCCCAGUGUGAUGCUAAUGGACACUACAAACCUCAACAGUGUCAUGGUUCUACUGGACAUUGUUGGUGCGUGGACAGUAGUGGACAGGAGAGGGCAGGGACCAGGACUUCACCUGGUACACCAUCUGUAGACUGUGAUAAACCAGAAGAACCAGUGCGUCCUAAAACACACUGUGAGCACCACAGAGACAGUGUGCAGACCACCAGUCCAGAGGGAUAUCCUAUAUUAGGAGCCUAUGUCCCCCAGUGUGAUGCUAAUGGACACUACAAACCUCAACAGUGUCAUGGUUCUACUGGACAUUGUUGGUGCGUGGACAGUAGUGGACAGGAGAGAGCAGGGACCAGGACUUCAUCUGAUGCACCAUCUGUAGACUGUGAUAAACCAGACGAACCAGUGGGUCCUAAAACUCACUGUGAGCACCACAGAGACAGUGUACAGACCACCAGUCCAGAGGGAUAUCCUAUAUUAGGAGCCUAUGUCCCCCAGUGUGAUGCUAAUGGACAGUACAUAACACUGCAGUGUCAUGGCUCUACUGGACAUUGCUGGUGUGUGGACAGUAGAGGACAGGAGAGAGCAGGGACCAGGACUUCACCUGGUACACCAUCUGUAGACUGUGACAAACCAGAUGAACCAGUGCGUCCUAAAACUCACUGUGAGCACCACAGAGACAGUGUCCAGACCACCAGUCCAGAUGGAUAUCCUAUAAUUGGCACCUAUGUUCCCCAGUGUGAUGUUAAUGGACAGUACAUAUCUCUACAGUGUCAUGGCUCUUCUGGACAUUGUUGGUGCGUGGACAGUAUUGGUCAAGAGAGAGCAGGAACCAGGACUCCACCUGGUACACAACCAAAAGACUGUGAUGAACCAGAUGAACCAGUGCGUCCUAAAACCCACUGUGAGCAGCACAGAGACAGUGUCCAGACCACCAGUCCAGAGGGAUAUCCUAUCGCUGGAGUGUUUGUACCUGAGUGUGAUGCUAAUGGACAAUACAAAUCUCUACAGUGCCAUGGUUCAACUGGACAUUGUUGGUGUGUGGACAGUAGGGGAGAGGAGAGACCAGGAACCAGGACUCCACCUAGUAUACCAUCUGUCGACUGUGACAAACCAGAUGAACCAGCGCGUCCUAAAACUCACUGUGAACACCACAGAGAGCGAGUCCAGACCACCAGUCCAGAGGGAUAUCCUGUAAUUGGAGCAUAUGUGCCCCAAUGUGAUGCUAAUGGACAGUACAUACCACUGCAGUGCCAUGGCUCCAGUGGACAUUGUUGGUGUGUGGACAGUAGAGGACAGGAGAGAACAGGAACCAGGACUCCGCCUGGUACACAACCUAGAGACUGUGACAAACCAGAUGAACCAGAACGUCCUAAAACUCAGUGUGAACACCACAGAGACAGUGUGGACACCACCAGUGCAGAGGGAUAUUCUAUAUCUGGGGUCUACGUACCUCAGUGUGAUGCAGAAGGACAGUACCUACCUCAGCAGUGUCACGCUUCCACUGGACAUUGUUGGUGUGUGGACAGUAGGGGACAGCAGAGAGCAGGAACUAGGACUUCACCUGGUACAGCACCUGUAGACUGUGACAAACCAGUCCAUGUAGCUCCGACCCAGCGCCCUGAGAGCGUGUGUGAACGAUGGAGGGCCAGUUUGAUUGAGCAUUAUGGUGGGAAACCUGACCCACAACAAUAUGUGCCCCAGUGUGACCCAGAUGGACAGUUCAGUCCAGUCCAGUGUUAUGGAGAGACCACUUACUGCUGGUGUGUGGACCAGGACGGGCGUGAGGUUCCUGGCACUCGAUCACAUGAUGUUGUCAAACCGGCAUGCAUCCCCUCAGUGGCUCCACCCACCGUUCGACCAUUGCCCCGUCCUGAUGUGACCCCGCCUCCAAAUGCUGACAUCACGCUGCUGUACGCUCAGGGACAGAAAAUAGGAGCGUUGCCUCUUAAUGGGACCAAACUAGAUGCAAACCACUCUAAAACACUAUUGACUCUGCAUGGUUCCAUAGUAGUUGGUAUAGCCUACGACUGCAAAGAGAACCAUGUCUACUGGACAGAUUUGUCCGCAAGAACCAUCAGCAGAGCUUUAUUGGCACCUGGAGCAGAGCCGGAGAUACUCAUUAACACAAAUCUGGUCAGUCCUGAGGGUUUAGCUGUGGACACCAAACGUAGGUUGAUGUUCUGGGUCGACUCAACCCCUGAUGUGAUUGAAAGCGCCAACCUCGAUGGCAGCGGGAGGAAGACACUGUUUGACACAGACUUGGUCAACCCCCGGGCCAUCAUUGUGGUCUCUUCCACUGGCACUCUGUACUGGACAGACUGGAACAGAGAGGCUCCGAAGAUCGAGUGUGCGACGGUGGACGCUAAGAACCGCAGAGUGGUGGUGUCCGACGGGAUUGGUCUGCCAAACGCUCUCACGUACGACUCUUCGUCGGGACAAAUCUGCUGGGCUGAUGCAGGUACAAAGCGUUUAGAGUGUAUAUCUCCAGAUGGCACAGGUCGCAGAGUGAUCCACCCCACCCUCAACUACCCAUUCAGCAUGGUUUACUACAGGAACCACUUCUACUACACAGACUGGAGGAGGGACGGUGUGAUCGUAGUGAGCAAAGAGGGCAGUCAGUUCACGGACGAAUACCUGCCUGACCAGCGUUCUCACCUUUACGGCAUCACCAUAGCAACUACCCAGUGUCUAUCAGGGAGCCACUAAUGACAGGCGGGCAGCUGCAGUCCUUUGGUGCUAAAUUCUGGGUUGAUUCCUGAAAAGAGGAUAGGACCACACCUCACCAGGUUCCCUCAGAGAAAAAGGGCGAAUAACGGGGCACAAGAUGGCUUCCUGCUGUCACACUGACUGUCAGAGAAAACUCCUCCACACACCCCUGACCCCAUUAUCUCACCUUAAAGAUAUAACCCCAAAAUAAGUGUUGUGUACAUUUGUUUUAUACCUCAUUUUUUUAGUUUUUUUUCUAGUGUAUUUUUUUAAAGUGAAUUUUCUAUGGAUAAAAGCUACGCCAUGAAAUUGGAUUUUAAAUGUACGAAUAUGGGUUUUUGUGUUUUUAAAGCCAAAGAAUGACAGAUGUGAAGAGCGUCAAGACAAACUGUUGAAACUGAAGUUCUUCUGUGAAACUGUGCAUCUUUCUUUCUUUCUGGUGAGGUGGCUACAGUGGCUGUUAGACUCUGCAUCAUCUUCUUUUAAAGACUAACUAAAGAAAAUCUAUUUUCUUGACAAGAGUUAGAUGGGAAAUUAAUACUCUGGCUUCAUAUUUUAAGUCCAGAUAUACUGACUCUCGGCAAGAAACAGAAUUACUGCAUCACCCGAAAAAUACCAACCUCUUUAAACAAAUGUUAUAUUCUGUAAUCUGAUUAUGCGUAAUCCAUUUCCCUCAGCCUGCUGUGCCAGAUGUUUCACUGUGACUAAAGAUCAGCCACAUUUCUCUGCACUAACCUGUAUUUCACACUUUUUAUUUUUUUGCAAAAGUAUUUUUUACUACAUCAACUACAUUUGAAAUCUUUAUCUUUUUAUAAGAUGUGAUAUUUAUAACAAUAAAAAUGUGAUUUGGUACA
Solea senegalensis (Senegalese sole) is the source of this 11506-nucleotide messenger RNA. It is a transcript of the gene nid2a, whose product is annotated as nidogen 2a (osteonidogen). The record is from RefSeq and is a predicted model, not a curated record. NCBI's taxonomy places the organism in Eukaryota, Metazoa, Chordata, Actinopteri, Pleuronectiformes, Soleidae. Gene Ontology annotation, biological process: cell-matrix adhesion. The transcript is spliced from 53 exons. The coding region runs from base 3834 to 10652 and encodes 2272 amino acids. Gene Ontology annotation, molecular function: calcium ion binding. Gene Ontology annotation, cellular component: basement membrane.